Molecule: messenger RNA, 1991 nt
Organism: Sciurus carolinensis (gray squirrel)
Lineage: Eukaryota; Metazoa; Chordata; Mammalia; Rodentia; Sciuridae
Gene: Habp4
Product: hyaluronan binding protein 4
Exons: 8
Coding region: 101-1336 (411 amino acids)
Biological process (GO): positive regulation of translational initiation; positive regulation of RNA splicing
Cellular component (GO): nucleus; cytoplasm
Molecular function (GO): RNA binding
Source: RefSeq, a predicted model, not a curated record
CAGGGAGGGCGGUGGCAGCAGCGGGAUGGGUCCUCGCCGCCGGCUUCGCUGAGACUCGCGCGCGUGGGCUGCCCGCGGCGGGCCGCAGUGCCGCGGCGGCAUGAAGGGCGCCCUGGGGAGCCCUGUGGCUGCGGCCGCCGCCGGCGCCGCGAUGCAAGAGAGCUUCGGCUGCGUCGUGGCCAACCGUUUCCAUCAGCUGCUGGACGACGAGUCGGACCCGUUCGACAUCCUGCGCGAGGCCGAGCGCCGGCGCCAGCAGCAGCUGCAGCGCAGGAAGCGCGACGAGGCGGCGGCGGCGGCGGCGGCCGGUGGCCGCGGGGGCAAGAGCCCGGCCGGGGCCUCGAGUCACAGGCCCGGCGCGGGCGGCCGCAGGGAGUCGCAGAAGGAGCGCAAGAGCCUCGCUGGGGCGCCGCCGGACAGUCCCGGAGGUGGCCCGCAGCCGCCCGGCCAGAAGCGGACUCCAAGAAGAGGGGAGCCGCUGGGAUGGAACGACAGCCGGGGGACAGAGGUGACACUUGACAGAGCAGAGCGGAGGCCCUACAGGGAGUAUCGACCCUACGAGAACGAGAGGCAGGCGGACUUCACAGCCGAGAAGUUUACAGAUGAAAAACCAGUUGACAGGUUUGAUCGAGACAGACCUCCGAGAGGACGUGGAGGCCCAAGAGGGGGCAUGCGCGGCAGAGGCAGAGGCAGUUCUGGGAGCAGAGCUGUCGACACCUUUGACCCGAGAGGGAAACGAGACUUUGAAAGAUACGCCGGGAACGACAAGACAGCUCUCAGAACUGAAGACAGCACAGGUGGAGGUGGCGUUCGCACCUGGGGAUCCGGUAGAGAUACAAGUGACGCGGAGCUGACUGCCCCCAUGGAGGAGACCACGGCGAUGCAGGAGUCCCAGGGCACCCCGGAAGAGGAAUCUCCAGCCAAAGUUCCUGAGUUGGAGGUAGAAGAGGAAACUCAAGUUCAAGAGAUGACCUUAGACGAGUGGAAAAACCUUCAAGAGCAGACCAGACCGAAGCCUGAGUUCAACAUUCGGAAGCCAGAGUCGUCGGUCCCCUCCAAAGCGGUGGUCAUCCACAAGUCGCGGUACAGAGAUGAUAUGGUGAAGGCCGAGGAGGAUGAGGCUCAUGUUUUCCGGAAAGCCGCCAACGACAUCACCUCCCAGCUGGAGAUUAACUUUGGUAACCUCCCUCGUCCUGGGCGCGGAGCCAGAGGUAGCACCCGGGGAGGCCGGGGACGGAUCAGAAGGGCGGAGACCUACGGACCCAGAGCAGAAGUGGUGACACAAGACGUGGCUCCCAACCCCGACGACCCCGAGGACUUCCCUGCUCUGGCCUGAAGGAGCCGUUUCCCUGGCAACCUGGAGCAGCACCGGCGGACCUAUGCAGAGACUUUUGCUGUGGGAAGAGAGUCAGACUCUAAGAACAAUAGAUGUUGCUUUCCCGUGUCGUGUGGCUCUUGCACUUUUUGGUCUGGGUGCGGGUGGAGGCUCCGGCCCCGCUCGGCUGGCUCAGGCAGCACUUGCCCAGGUGAAGAACGCUAUUUUUGUAUUUAAGGAACGCCACACGAAGUUCAGGAACGACGUGUGAAACGUGUACAUACUGCACUCUCCAGGCAGCGGGGGGUGCACAGCUGUGCGCUGUCCUCUGCUGAGCUCUUAGUCCUGUAGGUCGACCCUGGUGUGACGGGGACAGUCACGGCCGAGCGCUCCGACUGUCCGCUUCACACGCUCUGUCCUCCUGAAACUCCCGAGUUCUGGUUUUCAUUUGACAGUGACUUUGAAACAGCUCUCAUGCAGCCCUUGGUCACCAUCUGUGACAAAGAAGUAGCACUGUUGGUCUUAAUGGUGAUUAAACUACCUCGUGGCUCCUGUGUACGUGUGCACACUCAGUACCUAGACACGUGUACAUUUAGUGGCCGGGUGGCUUUUAGGAUGAAUAUUAAGCAUAUGAUUUUAAAAAUCAUGUUCUGUAACCCACCAAUGAAAUGAUUUC